Neogale vison (American mink) is the source of this 1885-nucleotide messenger RNA. RefSeq names its product peptidase D (gene PEPD). Gene Ontology annotation, molecular function: manganese ion binding; metalloaminopeptidase activity. The transcript is spliced from 15 exons. The coding region runs from base 50 to 1531 and encodes 493 amino acids. The record is from RefSeq and is a predicted model, not a curated record. NCBI's taxonomy places the organism in Eukaryota, Metazoa, Chordata, Mammalia, Carnivora, Mustelidae.
CCGGGCUCAGCUGAUGCCUCACUUCACGUGACGCUGGCUCUGGGCGAACAUGGCGGCGGCCACUGGACCCUCGUUCUGGCUGGGGAAUGAGACCCUGAAGGUGCCCCUGGCGCUCUUCGCCCUGAACAGGCAACGCCUGUGUGAGCGGCUGCGCAAGAACCCGGCUGUGCAGGCCGGCGCUGUCGUGCUGCUGCAGGGCGGGGAGGACACCCAGCGCUACUGCACUGACACGGGCAUCCUCUUCCGCCAGGAGUCUUUCUUUCACUGGGCAUUCGGCGUCACCGAUCCAGGCUGCUACGGCACGAUCAAUGUCGGCACUGGGAAGUCGACCCUGUUUGUGCCCAGGCUUCCUGCCAGCUAUGCCACCUGGAUGGGAAAGAUCCACUCCAAGGAAUACUUCAAGGAGAAGUAUGCUGUCGAUGACGUCCAGUAUACAGAUGAGAUCGCCAGCGUCCUGACGUCACAGAACCCCUCUGUCCUCCUCACUUUGCGUGGCGUCAACACGGACAGCGGCAGUGUGUGCCGGGAGGCCUCCUUCGAGGGCAUCAGCAAGUUUAACGUCAAUAAUACCAUUCUUCAUCCAGAAAUUGUGGAGUGCCGGGUCUUUAAGACGGACAUGGAGCUGGAGGUUUUGCGUUACACCAAUAGAAUCUCCAGCGAGGCCCACCGGGAGGUAAUGAAGGCCGUAAAAGUGGGAAUGAAGGAAUAUGAGAUGGAGAGCCUCUUCGAGCACUACUGCUACUCCCGGGGCGGCAUGCGCCACAGCUCCUACACCUGCAUCUGCGGCAGUGGUGAGAAUUCGGCAGUGCUGCACUACGGACACGCUGGGGCCCCCAACGACCGGACCAUCCAGGAUGGCGACAUGUGCCUGUUCGACAUGGGUGGAGAGUAUUACUGUUUCUCCUCUGACAUCACAUGCUCCUUCCCGGCCAACGGCAAGUUCACCGCAGACCAGAAGGCCAUCUAUGAGGCGGUGCUGCGGAGCUGCCGAGCCGUCAUGAGCGCCAUGAAGCCAGGGGUCUGGUGGCCUGACAUGCACCGCCUGGCCGACCGCAUCCACCUGGAGGAGCUGGCGCGCAUCGGCCUCCUGAGCGGCAGCAUUGACGCCAUGGUCCAGGCCCACCUGGGAGCCGUGUUCAUGCCUCACGGGCUCGGCCACUUCCUGGGCAUUGAUGUGCACGAUGUGGGAGGCUAUCCCAAGGGUGUGGAGCGCAUCGAUGAGCCCGGUCUGCGGAGCCUGCGCACCACACGGCACCUGGAGCCCGGCAUGGUGCUCACCGUGGAGCCGGGCAUUUACUUCAUCGACCACCUCCUGGAUGAGGCCCUGGCUGACCCGGCCCGCGCCUGCUUCUUCAACCGCGAGGUCCUGCAGCGCUUCCGGGGAUUUGGCGGGGUCCGGAUCGAGGAGGAUGUUGUGGUGACCGCCAGCGGCAUGGAACUGCUGACCUGUGUGCCCCGCACGGUGGAGGAGAUUGAAGCGUGCAUGGCAGGCAGGGACAAGGCCUUCACUCCCUUCUCUAGCCCCAAGUAGAGCCAGUGGGGAGUGCCCAGUGGGACCAGGGACCCAGCCUGCCACCUGUCUUCACAACUGGCCCUCGAGCGGCGAGAGAGGGGUGCUCAGAAAUCCCAUGGCUGCGUCCGUGUUUGAGCGUGCUGUUUCCUUGGGGGAGUGGGACUCUUUCUUAAUGCUCUGCAAGAUCACACUUUGCUUGAAUGACGGUGGCUUUUAAAGUGCUAAUGGAAAAGAAUUCUGCUCUUUAGCAGCAACUAAGAUGUGUCUUGCUGUCAUUUGUAUUCUUCUGCUCAGGGAAGAUUCAUUUCCAAUGUUUUCUCUCAAAAAUCAAAUGCACAGAGUAGAACCUGCAAUAAAAACUUUCCAAAAAUG